AUGACUACACCAGGAACCCAAAACAUGAUGCAAGCCAGCCUAGCAGCCGGCAUAUCCGCCACACAAAGUUUCCCAUCCUCCCCGUCCAAAGCCAGUGGAUACCCACCUAAGCGACCCAGUCGACAUGCUCCUAGCCGGCCUGGUGCCAACCUCGCAAAGCCGAAUCGCUCUCCCAGACGUCCAUGA
This is a messenger RNA of Penicillium antarcticum, 186 nucleotides long. RefSeq lists its product as uncharacterized. The record is from RefSeq and is a predicted model, not a curated record. The transcript has a single exon. Lineage: Eukaryota; Fungi; Ascomycota; Eurotiomycetes; Eurotiales; Aspergillaceae. Bases 1 to 186 code for a protein of 61 amino acids.